CUAUCCAACCCUUGACAAUUCAGUAGUCAAGUUAGUAUAAAGACAAGUAAUUUGGGGAGAUGCUGAGUUUUUUAUUAUGCCAAACUUCUCCUGCACAAAAAGAAGUAUUUCUUCAAAGAGUUACAUGGGAAAAUAUCUGUACUAUUCUUACAUAACAAUUUAAAUGCUGCAGUUUUUGUUUUGUUGUCUCCCCAGGUUUUGAUGUAACAAUUAAUACAGGAUUUUCUGGUAAAUGAUGAAAGGACCAGACUGGAGCCAAUAAAGUAGGAUACAGUCAUUAGUGUGAAAAAUGCAGAGAUUUUAGGGAUAGACCUGGCAAUAAAGACAUGGUGGGCUGAAGGAAUGGGUAGGAAGAGGUGUAUCAAUGCCAGAAGCAGAUAUAGAACUGGAUGAAGUUAGAAUUUAAAGUAAAAUAAUUAUUGCACAAUUAAAUCAUCUCGUUGUCCUUUCCCUAAGACAGAUAUCCAUUUCUUCACUGAAAAAAAAUCUGGCAUCAGUCUAAUAAAAUGCUGGAUAUUUGCAUGUCAGCACUUGUACUGCUCGUGGAAAAGGCCCAAACCCCAGGGCUGUGAACACCUUUUAACUUGAUGUUCCUGCUCCAUUCUUAAAUGCUUCCUGGUUUGGGAUUUUCAGCAAUCCUGAUCUUCUGGACAAAUGUCUGUGAAGUUUUUAUCAGGGAGGUCUCUUCCCAGUCCUGAAAUGUGCUUGCAAAUGCCCAGGAGUGGGAAGUGUUAUAUUGAGAGGCAACACCGGGAGAGGAGAUUUAGGACUCUGAGCAGGGAAAUACAGAACUUUAGUGUGAAUCCUAUUCAUCUUUUCUGCUGUGUGUUCAGAUCCACAUGACUGAUGUUCUGGGAGGUCCUGGGACGAUCUCCCACAGCACAAUGCUCCACUUUUUACCUGUGCUUAAAGGCUGAAAUUCAUUUUGUCAGGUGAAAAAGGAAGAACAGAGGGAAAGAUUUCUGGUCCCACCAUCAGCUGCUGGUCCCGUGGAGUGGAUUUAAGAAGGGAGAAAAUGUUCCUGCCCCAGAGGUCUCUGCAGACAGUAACAUUUUUGGCAAUUCUUUUUUUUGCCUGUUUUGCAACAUGUCAAGAGAUUGAAAAGAGAGCAGUGACGGAGCACCAGCUCAUGCACGACAGAGGGAGGGCCUUCCAAGGGCUGAAGCGCCUGAUGUGGCUCCACAACGCCCUGGGCACGGUGCACACAGCCAGCAGCAGGGAUGUUCCACCCCCACACGCCACGUGGGAUGCCCAGAAGAGCCAAGAUCCCUCAGAUCUCCACAGCAGCACGGCUGGGGACGAGACUUCCAGCCUGACCAAGCUGCUGGGGCUGACAGAAGCACAGGGAUUCCUCCCCUUAAAGCAGCUGGAUUGGAAGACCCCAAAGGGUAACUGGGACCCACGAGGCCUUUUCGAGCUGCUGCAAACCAAAGAGAUGGGCAGCAAGAGAAAUCCCAGCUCGCAGCCACAGGACUAUUCCCGUUAGCCCUCAACCCACCCCGCUCCGUCCCUGCUUUCCACGUGUGCUGCUGUAGGGAAAAGCUCCAGCGCAAAGGUGAACGGCAAAAUAAAGAUAAUUAACUGC
Empidonax traillii (willow flycatcher) is the source of this 1585-nucleotide messenger RNA. RefSeq names its product parathyroid hormone 4-like. The record is from RefSeq and is a predicted model, not a curated record. Gene Ontology annotation, cellular component: extracellular region. The transcript is spliced from 2 exons. NCBI's taxonomy places the organism in Eukaryota, Metazoa, Chordata, Aves, Passeriformes, Tyrannidae. The coding region runs from base 1016 to 1486 and encodes 156 amino acids. Gene Ontology annotation, biological process: bone mineralization; osteoblast development; adenylate cyclase-activating G protein-coupled receptor signaling pathway. Gene Ontology annotation, molecular function: hormone activity; peptide hormone receptor binding.